This is a messenger RNA of Oenanthe melanoleuca, 3626 nucleotides long. RefSeq names its product CD40 molecule (gene CD40). Gene Ontology annotation, cellular component: external side of plasma membrane; CD40 receptor complex. NCBI's taxonomy places the organism in Eukaryota, Metazoa, Chordata, Aves, Passeriformes, Muscicapidae. Gene Ontology annotation, biological process: positive regulation of transcription by RNA polymerase II; cellular response to tumor necrosis factor; defense response to virus. The transcript has 9 exons. Bases 643 to 1485 code for a protein of 280 amino acids. The record is from RefSeq and is a predicted model, not a curated record. Gene Ontology annotation, molecular function: signaling receptor activity; protein binding; antigen binding.
AGGGGCGCUGAGGAGCCACCGUGCGCUGCCCAGCCACCGAUGCCAAGGGGACUCCGGGGAACGUGUCCAGAGCUGGCAGGGAUCCUGGAAAUAACCUCGGGGUUGCUGGGAACCCCUCUGGGGAACUGAGACGGAAGUGCAGGCAGGUCACAGCGCUGUUGCCCCUUCCCCUUUCAAGACUGACGUGUUUGGGGGACACUCCGCAGAGGCCAGGGCUCGUGGCGGCUGUGGGGGCUCUCCAGGGUUGCAGAUCAGGGGCUCUUAAAAGCUAAGUAAAAAAAACCCAAAACCAACUCUCUGAGCUGCUAUCGGAAAGAAGAAGUGAAACCUGAAACUCUUGCUGGGGGGCUGCACAGGCGCUCCGCUCCCCUUCCCCGGACCGCGGCCGAACCCUGCCCCUGCUCCUGCCCGUGGCCGUGACUCGGGCCGGGGGUUCCCGGCUGUGGCAGCCCCUGCCCGCAGGCCGGGCGGGAGCGGGAGCCCGGGGGGGCCGUCAGGGAGCUGUCCCCAGCCGGGGCCGGCGGGGAAGCCCCGGGGCGGGCGGCCCAACGCCCCUUCCUGGGCGGGAACGGACCAGAGGCGCUCUUAGGAGGGCGGCGGCGGCGGCGGCGGCGGCAGCGGCAGCGGCCGGGGCACAGCGCCAUGGACCGGCUGGGGCUUUUGGGACUGCUGUGCGCGGCACUGCUGGGCUGCUGGGAGCCUGGUGAUGCCUUAAGAUGCUUUGAUAAGCAGUAUAUAUACAAGGGCAGAUGCUGCAACCGGUGUCAGCCAGGGCAAAAGCUGGUGUCUGAGUGCAAUGAAACAGAAGAUUCUGUCUGUGCCCCCUGUGAGACAGGGCAGUAUCAGCCAAGCUGGACCAAGGAGAAGCAUUGUGCUCCUCAUGAUAUCUGUGAAGGCAAUGCAGGCCUCGUUGUGAAAGUGCAAGGAAAUGCAACGCACAACACAGUGUGCCAGUGCCAGGCUGGCACGCACUGUUCUGACAUCAGCUGCCAGACCUGCGUGGAGAACCAGCCGUGCCAGCUUGGCUCUGGCUUUGUGGCAGCCAAGGCCAUGGAGCGGAUGUCAUCCCCCUGUGAACCCUGUACAGAAGGCACCUUCUCCAACGUCUCUUCUAAAACCGAGCCGUGCCACCCCUGGACAAGUUGUGAGGAAAAGGGGCUGGUGGUGAAGGUGAAAGGGACGAACUCCUCGGAUGUGAUCUGUGAGCCGAGCAGGCGCUCCUCGCUGUCAGUGCUGAUCCCCAUCACGGCUGCGGUUGUCACGUGCCUCGUUGGUGUCUGCAUCUACUGCCUGGUCCACACAGAUUCCAGGCGCUGGGUGCCGAAGGAGAUAGAGGCUGGGGAGCCCGGAGAGAACCCAGAUACCCAGCAGCCCAUGGAGCAGGAUGAGAAUGUCUUGCCUGUGCAGGAGACCCUGCUCGGGGGCCAGCCUGUGGCCCAGGAGGAUGGCAAGGAGAGCCGCAUCUCGGAACAGGAGGUGCUGUGAAGGUGCAGGGCACUGCCAGUGGCUGGAGCACAGACUGGGGACCAGCACCAUCUCCUCUGUCCCCUCUCCAGCUGGGGAGGAAAUCUGGCAUCUGGCCUGGCUGCAAAUGAUGCAAUGCUGCAGUGGACCAUGGCACAACCACCCCACGGGAACACCACUACAGCUGCUGGUCUGGUCACCUGCACAGGGCUGCCCUGGUGGAGCAAGGCUUGGCUGCUUGCAUGGGGACAUGGAAUAGAGCCCCAUCCUGCUUCCUGCCCAGGUGAUGCAAUGAAGCCCAGCCUGGCCCCUGGACACAGCGGAGUGUCACUGCUGACAGGAAGACCCCAGCACAGAGCCCGGUCUCCCUGAGUGCUGGAGAAGCCAGGGCCGGCAAAGGGGACAAAAAGUGUGAGAUCAGCACGGCAGAGCUCAAUCCCCUGUCUGGGGUGCUGUGGGGUGCUGGAGCAGGGCUCGGUGGGUGCUGGAAUCCGGUCAGGGCACCCCGGCCCCUCCGUGCCGCCCACCGCUUGCUCGCCGUGGGCCGAACAAAGGCAAGACCGGCUGUGCCAGGGGCCGGAGCGCAGACACCGGCGUGCGGCGGCCGGGAGAUGGUGCUGCGGGACCGGCGCGGGCUGUGCGGGGCGGCACCGGCACCGACACCGACACCGCCCGCCCCCGUCCCGGGUGGGCACAGGGGGUUCUCUCUGGCCACGGGGUUGCCCAGCGCGGGGUCCCCUCCCGCGGCUCCCCCGCCCGUCCAUGCGGGAGCGGCCGCGCUCCAUCUCCCUCCACCCACUGCUAAGGAAACCGUGUGAUUAAACGUAAUUAUCUGCCUCCCGUGCGUGAGCAGCCCCGAGCCACCGGGACCGGCGCUCCCAGCUCUGAUGUUCCGGGAAGGAUGCUUUGGGAAUGGGCGGGUGCUCCCAAGGCAGAUUCCCACCAGAAGAGGGAAGGAAGAGCUGCCACCAGCUGUGCUGACCCCCACCGUGCCCCCAAGCCCUCCCCAGCUCACCCUGGCUGGCCCCACUCCCCUGCAAGCGCAUCCCCUGUGGCUGCCCUCACUGCCCCCAGCACAGCCAUGCCCAGCCCGUGUCCCACGCCAGAGGAGACAGAGGAUGCGGGCUGGGCAUACAGCUCUGUGCCCCUGGCCUCAGUGCUCUGGCGGUAAAAUGCACAAUUAGGGUCUAUCGCGCUGCAGGGCAGCACUGGGGGGUGCUGUGGUGUAGCAGCAGAGUCACCACGGGCUCCCUAAGCACUGGCGUGGGGCUGCAGUGGCACUGAGCCCACUGCAGGCUUUAGGUACUGGGAGCAGCCUCAGCCUGUGACCCACCACUGCCUGAACACAGGCAGCAAGGCAUGAGAAAGGCCAUAAAUCCCAGAGCAGGAGCAGCUGGACCGUAGAGCAACUUUGCCUGUAAAGGCAGUGGCACAUUAUUUAAGGCUCCUAUUAAAACCUAAUGUUAGGUUUAAUACGGGAGAUAAAAACAUGGCAGCAGGUUUCCCUCCUCUCAGGGCUUGGCACUCCAGCAGCGCUGGUGGGAUGGUCUCGGGCUGGGCAACAUUCCCUUGGCACCAGCCCAGAGAACAGCCAGUUCUGGGGACAGAUGUGAUCCUGGUCCUGCUGGAGGAGAAGGUAUUAUGUGGGUCACAGAUGCAAAGUCUCUGGCUCCGAACAUGAAGCCUUUGGCCCCAGAGUGUUUCCAAAGGGCUGUCUCCCCAGGUGGCAGGCUGAGCUCUCUGGGGCCACCUCCCUGCAUUCCCUGAGGCUGACCCUUCCCUGCUGGCAUGCAGCAUGUUCAGUGCCCACUCCCCGUGUCAGAUGUACCAUCUCAUUAGCACGGCUGUCCCCCAAAGUGAGGAGGGAGAGCAUGUGAGGCCUAAUUGAAUGUAACUAAUUAUUCACUCUGCAAAUGCUCUGUUUAAAUGGGAUUGUGAGGGACAGAAUUACUCAUUCUGAAAAGGGGAGAGAAAGAGAGAAAGACAGAGAUAAAACAAAUAGAGGCGGAUGCUGGAGCUGCAGCUCACUCUCUCUCCAGAAUACCAAUUACCGGAUGAAGUGAUUGUAUAAAUCUUUACCAAGUGAACGGACUGUACUAGUCACUUACUCCUGUCCUCCUAUUAUGAGGAAGCAAUGAAAAAUCAUCCCACUCUCCAGUCCA